AAUCGAUGUUUUUCUGUGAAAACAAGUGCCCUUCUCUUAGUAUAACCUCUAAUCGAUUAAGCUUUAAGCUCAGUUCAGUCAACAAUAUCAACAACCAGGCCAAAAAAGGUAACUGUAAUCCCAGUAAGUCUUUGGAUUCAGCAAUUUUGUUGUAAACUCAUCAUUCGUAUUGAUCUUACAGUGUAAAAAUUCACUUGGAUUAAUCGCAUUUUCACCACCUUAAUAACCCCACCAAUUUAAAACUGUGAGCCACCGUGAACAAAUUUCCAUCGUAACACAGCAACAUGAUGAUUUCAAAAGUUUACAAAUGGUUAAUACCAAUAACUCUUGUGGUAAUAUUGAUUCCUUUGGUCAUCGGUCAAAGAAGGUUUCCUUUCCAAAGAAUGCCUAGCUUAAGAGAUGUUCGUACAAGGGGAAUACUUCUUCCUGCAAGGAAUCAGAAUAUCCAUUCAAAAGCAUUGAUAGCCAGACAAGGGCCUGCCGCGGGUAUUGCGUCUUCUUUGCUUUCAUCCGGUCCAGUUAUUCUUGCCCUUUCAUCUUUACUCUUUUCUUUCCCUGUGCUUCCGAUGCUUUUUCUGGCUCCAAUGGCACUAUCAAACUUCCUACCAAACAUGGACGAUAAUUCUGAUCCAAGUUUAAACGACAUCUUACAAUCCGUUCAAACCUUAGGUCAAGGAAUUCUCGAUGGAAUCAGGCCAAUUACUGGAAUAACAUCAGCCAGUUCAGCAGCAUCAUCAUCUGGAUCAACUUCAUCAUCAUCUUCAACGUCUUCCUCCGGGCCAUCUUCAUCUUCAUCACCUACAUCAGAUUCAUCCUCAUCUGGUUCAGUGUCACAAUCUGGUUCAUCUUCAAGUAAUACGCUGGGUUCCAUGGGGUCUCCCUCAGAACCAAUAGCGAGCAUAGUUUCAGCUCCAUCAUCAUCUUCUUCGUCGUCUCCUUCCAAAAUCACGUCAAGUUCGUCAUCAGGGGAUAGUCUUGCUGAUUUAUCAACAGGAUUUCUCUCCCAACUUGCAGCAAUUAAUGAAAUUCUAUCCAAUACAAAUAAUCUUUCCUCAGAAAACCCAUUGAAUUCCUUUUCUCAAUUGGCAGCCAACACAUUGGCCAGUUUGUCCAACCUUUUGUUCAGCGCAAGAAGAGAGGAAGAUGAUGACAAAAAGUCAAACAAAUAUCGCAUACCAUUGUUUCCUUUUGGCUCUUUGAGGAAGUCAAUGCGUCCUAACCCAAUCGCUCGAUCAUCAAUGGAUAAUGUUGUACCAUAUUUCCCACUUCAUGGAAACGGUUCCCCAAGAAAUGCUGUGACAGACCGUUUAGCAGCUCUUAAUUUAAAAGCAAUCUGGUCCAGGUCAAGUGGAGUAGCGAACAGUUUGGUUAAGCGAAUUCGUGACAUCUAUUCAACAUUUAGAGAUGGUUUAAAACGUUACGAGAUCAGUGAAAGUGAAUGUCAAGCAAGGUUGGUUUGUGAACUUAACCAGAAGGUUAUCGGACGAUCUUUGAGAAACUGGGCAAAAGUAAUGACAGAUUUUAUCAGAUUCGAUGACCGUUUAGAAGCUCUCGGAAUGGGUGGAAUGGCCAAAUCAACCCUGAUCGAUUUAUAUCAAGCUGCUAGGAAAGGAAUGACCGAUGAAGAAUGUUCAGUGGCAUAUUCACGUUGUCCAGUUACCAUUGCAGUUGAACCUGUCAAUAACUCGAUAAUGGGCAAAUUAUUCCGUCGUAAUCGAGUUAAACCAUCAGCAGCUGCAACACAACCAGUAGAUUCACCUCCACCUCCACUUCCAUCAUCAUCAUCAUCAUCAUCAUCAUCAUCGACAACUGAUAAAAAUGGCAAUAUAAUGAUAACCGGCAGCCAUGUAUACAAAGUUGACCGUAGAAGAGCCAUUUUCUGAUCGCCAUAUUUUGUGUUCAAAUCAUGGUUAAAUCGAAGCCAAAUCAUUUAAUUCAAAUGUUAAUAUGAUUUUUCAUUAUUUUCAUCUCACAAAAUAACAUUGAAAAAAAUCUAGUUCAUCAUAAAAAAUAAAAAUCA
Molecule: messenger RNA, 2020 nt
Organism: Tetranychus urticae (two-spotted spider mite)
Lineage: Eukaryota; Metazoa; Arthropoda; Arachnida; Trombidiformes; Tetranychidae
Source: RefSeq, a predicted model, not a curated record